Triticum dicoccoides is the source of this 2572-nucleotide messenger RNA. Its product is annotated as TORTIFOLIA1-like protein 3. The transcript has 5 exons. Gene Ontology annotation, molecular function: microtubule binding. The record is from RefSeq and is a predicted model, not a curated record. Bases 158 to 2023 code for a protein of 621 amino acids. Gene Ontology annotation, cellular component: microtubule. Lineage: Eukaryota; Viridiplantae; Streptophyta; Magnoliopsida; Poales; Poaceae.
UCAGUGGCUUCCAUGCCACUCCUCGGUGCCGCCUCCUCCUCCUUCCCCCCCUAACCACCCCCGCCCCGCACGCGCCAUUAAUAUACCCCGGCGCCACUCCCUUCCCGGCUCCUCGCCGAGCCGCUCCACCGCGCCAGCUGCUGCUCGUGUCCGCGCCAUGGGCACCGCCGCGCGCCCGCGCGGCGCCCCCGAAUCGCUGAAGCAGCGCGUCAACCGCUGCCUCCUCCGGCUCUCGGACCGCGACACCGAGGCCAUGGCCGCGGCCGAGCUCGACGCCGUCGCGCGCGCCCUGGCCGCGGACGAGCUCGCUGCCUUCGUCUCCGCCGUCUCCGACGCGCGCCCCACCGACAAGACCCCGCUCCGGCGCCACUCGCUCCGCCUCCUCGCGCUCGUCGCCGCGUCCCACCCGCGCGAGGCCGUCGCGCCGCUGGUCCCGCGCAUCCUCGCAGCGGCGCUCCGCCGCGUCCGCGACCAGGACUCGUCCGUGCGCGGCGCGCUCGUCGACGCCGCCCGCGCCGCGGCCGCCGCGUCCGCCUCCGCCUCCGCCGCGCUCGGCCCCCUCGCGGACGCGCUCCUCCACGAGCAGGACCAGUGCGCGCAGCUCGCGGCCGCGCUCGCCACCGUCGCCGCCGUCGAGGCCUCCCCCCUCACCGCCGACCUCGCCUCCUACCUCCACAAGCUCCAGCCCCGCCUCCUCAAGCUCCUCCGCAGCAAUGCCUUCAAGGCCAAGCCCGCCCUCAUCGCCCUCAUCGGCGCCUCCGCGGCCGUGGCCGGCGACGCCGAAGUGACCGCCUCCAUCCCGUGCCUCCGCGAGGCAAUCGCCAGCGACGACUGGGCGGCGAGGAAGGCCGCGGCCGAGGCGCUUGCCGCAUUCGCCCUAGAAUACAAGGAUCUUCUCAUGACCUACAAAUCCUCUUGCCUUGCCUAUUUCGAGGCCAGGAGGUUCGACAAGGUCAAGAUUGUGCGGGACUCGAUGAGCAGGAUGAUCGAGGCGUGGAAAGAGAUACCAGACAUCGAAGAGGAAGAAUUAUCCUCAUGUACGGCGCCGGCGUCACUUUCACAACGAAGAUCUUCUCUCGCAGGGAGUGUAAGUGAUGGGAGAUAUCCAGCUGCUUCCUUAGGCUCAAACUCCGUUCAGUCGGCGACGAGGAAGAAUAGAUUACCUACGAGCAGGUCGCCUCCUCCUGAUGUGUCACCCGGUGUAACAAAAAAGCACAGCCCCUCAUCCAUCAGAAACAAGAGGCUGUCACCGCCUUCAAACCGCAAGGUAGGCCAAGCGAAGAACUGCGACUACAAGGUUGACACUGCAAUUGCACCUGAUGCUACCCCGAUCAAAGAGGUGACGGAGGAGAAGCUUCUUAAAGGAGGCAAUCUGAGAUCUAGGCUGGAAACAAGGAGGACGCUUUUCCAGGGCAAUGAAGAGAGGGCAACCAAGUUGGCUGGAGCGAAAGCUGGCUCGCGAGUUGUUCCGUAUGAAUGUGGUGGUAACAUGGAAGAGAUUUCUGAGGUUGAAGGUGGUUCAGAGAGGUCUCAGUCAGGUCUCAAAGAUGAGGGCUUAUCAGAGAUAAGGUCGCAGCUGCUUCAGAUUGAAAAACAGCAGACUGGUUUACUUGACCUUCUCCAGAAAUUUAUGGGGAAAUCUGAGAAUGGCAUGAAUUCUUUGGAGACAAGGGUCCAUGGCCUAGAGAUGGCAUUGGAUGAGAUAUCACGUGACUUGGCCGUUUCUUCUGAAAGGAUGUCAAGCAGUGAGCCCCGUGUGAACACCUGUUGCAUUCUGAGCCCAAAAUUCUGGAGAAGGCAUGAUGGUGGUAGAAACUCUUCCAGGUUUUCUGCCUCCAGUGUUCCAAACAGCUCUGAAGGGAGCAGAGCUUCUUACAAGUGGGAAAGGCAGAAGUUUGGAGUUCAGGGUGGAUUUGUCACCAACCCGUUAGCUGAGCCGAAUAUUUCUUCUGUUGGGAGAACUGCGGUUACUCAAGAGGGCAGGAGGAAGGAUUUGGCUCUACAGAAGUCAAGGGUUGGUUAGGUGAGAUGAAGACAUUUCGUUUGAUGUACGAACCACUCGAGCUAGAGCAUAUAAGCAUCGAGGCAGGUAAAAUUUCCAUCUUGUGCUGCGACUUUUGGAGGGUUUUUCUCCUCUGUCGGAGCUCCGAGCAUGUGGCGUACAUGAAUCACGGAGAUCCAAGUCGCCUCAUGCAAUGCCAAAGUCCCUGAGUUGGGCAUUAAGUCUGAAGUAGAACUCAGCCUCUUUAGCUGCACCCUCACUCGGGGUUGAAGAAACAGUGGCUGAGGCUCCUCUAUUAUCCAAAACGUGUCUGAGGCGCUGGGGCAUGAGAUGAGGACGGCCCUUGUCUUUUUUCCUUCUACUCCAGACUACGACUUGCUACUACUUCAGAUGGCUAAUUUCGUGUAAGAAUGCAGUCGCGAUGUAUCACCGUAAGGAACUUAUGAUGGAUGUAUAUAGUUUGGAUAAUAAAACAGCUUGGCUUGGCGGCGAUCCACCGUUGUUUCAGGUGUGUUUUGCAGCUUCACGAGAUGGCAGUGUGCCCAGUGAUUUUUGUUUUUGAGGCGCCCA